Molecule: messenger RNA, 4471 nt
Organism: Melanotaenia boesemani (Boeseman's rainbowfish)
Lineage: Eukaryota; Metazoa; Chordata; Actinopteri; Atheriniformes; Melanotaeniidae
Gene: fmnl1a
Product: formin-like 1a
Exons: 25
Coding region: 794-4162 (1122 amino acids)
Biological process (GO): regulation of cell shape; cortical actin cytoskeleton organization; cell migration
Cellular component (GO): cytosol
Molecular function (GO): actin filament binding; small GTPase binding
Source: RefSeq, a predicted model, not a curated record
AAAGACAUUAACAACCCACAAUCAUAUGAAGGAAGAUAUUAGAGCAAAUGUAACUCCAGGUUAAGGUAAAACAAGCAUCUCCAGUGUAGAGAUUUUGGGUUGAUGGCUGAGUGAAGGAAAUAAUAAUUUGGAACAAUACACCAGCUGAUGUAAAUAUUUUGUUUACUUAAUCCUGCUUUCUUUCUGCUUAUUUUCAGUCUGGUACCACUUAAUGUUUGUCAGCAUGUAUUAAUUGUAUGCCUAACGGUUAACUUUGUUUAUCUUCUGUACUGGUAUCCACCCCAGGUUCUGCUGUCAUACACAGGAAGUUACUCUUCUGCUUUUGUGCUUCUGUGGUUUCUGUCUGUGUUACAUAGUGUGUCACACUCCCCUCUCCUUCCUCUCCUAUAGCAGGCCUCUGUGCUUUACUAACCACAGAAGUUGUCAGUGAAUGUAGAGAGUAGUUAGUAAGACACAGGUAAAUCGUUUCAUAGGCCUGAAAGGCCCUAAAAAGGCUUUUACCUUAUUCUAAAAGGAAGGUUUUUUGCAGACAGAGAAGUUAUUGAUAGGGCAAACAUGAGGACAGCCCUUCUUUUUUCUGCACCUACUCCAUCCUCAGGACAGAAGAGGAUUUAGUAAACGGGAGACUCGAUGUAUCUCACCUUGAAGGCCCAGGACUUAGUUUAAUUUUGACCUUCUUGUUCUUGUUUUCUUGAGUGAUCACCUGUUGUCACUCUGCUUUGGAAUACGCUGAUUUCUUAGUAGAAGAGGUUUGUGUAAAGCUUUCCUCCUGGAUUACAUUUGGAGAUUAGUGAUGGGGAAUGCGGCUGCAGGGGGCUUGGAGCAGGAACCAGCUGAGGGGCGAGAGGCCAGGAACUCAGUCAGCACAGCUUCUACAAUGAGUGACCCCACACCAACUGUGAAGAAGCAGCCGGCAGCCCCAAAACUUCCCAUGCCACCAGAGGAGGAACUGGAGGAGCGCUUCAAUGUGGUGCUGAGCUACAUGAACUUGCCUCCUGAUAAACUGAAGCUGUUGAGUCACUAUGACAAUGAAAAGAAAUGGGAAUUAGUCUGUGAUCAGGAGCGUUUCCAAGUCAAGAGUCCUCCAUCCACUUACCUGACCAAGAUCAAGAGCUUCUACCAAGAUCAGGGGGGGGUGUCUCGCAGGUUGAAGAAAAGGAUCCAAGAUGCAACUCAGGUCCUUAAAAACUUGGAAAUCUCCCUUCGAACCAAUCACAUCGGAUGGGCCCAGGAGUUUCUCAAUGAGCAAAAUAAAGGUUUGGAUAUUCUGGUGGAAUACUUGUCUCAUGCUCAAAGUGACACCUCAUUUGAUUUGGAGACUCUGGAAAACGGUGGCACCCUGUCAGACAGACAGAAGCCUGCAGAAAGAUCAAUGGAAGAUUUGACCAAGAGCUCCAGCAGUGGUCAUUCCCACGGGAUGAGCAGAGCUGCUCGGGCACUGACCGUAAGAAUAAGCUCCACCCUGGCAAACAAAAUGCAUAGGAAACCUCAUUCACCCUACCAGAGAGAUGAUGUACACGUCUGCAUUAUGUGCCUGCGAGCCAUCAUGAAUUACCAGUCUGGUUUUAACCUGGUGAUGACUCACCCACGCUGUGUGAAUGAGAUCACCCUCAGUCUCAACAGCAAGAAUCCCAGGACCAAAGCUCUUGUGUUGGAGUUGCUGGCUGCUGUGUGUCUCGUUAGAGGAGGGCACGACAUCAUUCUUUCUGCUUUUGACAACUUUAAGGAGGUGAGCAAAGAAAAGAACCGCUUUGAGAAGUUAAUGGAGUACUUCAUCCAUGAUGACAACAACAUUGACUUCAUGGUGGCCUGCAUGCAGUUCAUAAAUAUUGUGGUCCAUUCGGUGGAGAACAUGAACUUCCGUGUCCACCUGCAGUACGAGUUCACUCACCUUGGAUUAGACAAGUAUCUGGAGAGUUUGAAAGAUACGGAAAGCGAGAAGCUUCACGUCCAGAUCCAGGCCUACCUGGACAAUGUGUUAGAUGUAGGAGCUCUGCUGGAGGAUGCUGAAAACAGAGGAGGGGUACUGGAGCAUGUGGAUGAACUACAGGAGCACAACAUACAGCUGAAUGCCCGGCUUCAGGACAUUGAAAAUCAGACUGGAGAGAGAAUAUCUGAACUUGAAACUCAGCUCAUGCAGGCCACCAAGGAGGCUGAGCUGCUCAAAGAAAGCCUACGAGAAUCGUGCACCCAGGUUAGCUCUUUGCAGCAAAGAGAAAGAGAGCGGGAGCUGGACAGGGAGAGGGAGAAGGACAGGGAGCGUCUGACCACCUCCGUCAACCAGUCGCCUUCCGAGCUGGAGCAGAAGAUCCAGGAGCUGCAGGAGAAGGGGCUGAUUCGACUGGGACGAAACCCCUCAGGAGGUCUGGACAUCCAGGUUGUGCCUGUCACAGUGGUCGAAUACGUCCAAAGCCCACCCUCAACCACCCAACCCACCACUCCUGGCUCAGCUGAUACUACCUCCACAGCAUCCAUCAUCCCUCCCCCACCUCCUCCUCCUCCUCCUGGUGGUUCAGUGCCUGCAGCACCUCCUCAACCAGGAGCUGGGUCUGUUGCACCCCCUCCUCCUCCUCCUCCUCCUCCUCCACCGCCCGGAGCAGGUCCACCUCCUCCACCUCCUCCUCCUCCACCAGGUGCUGGACCCCCACCUCCUCCUCCUCUUCCAGGCACUGGACCCCCACCGCCGCCUCCGCCGCCUGGUGCUGGUCCACCACCUCCACCUCCACCACCCGGUGGUGGACCCCCACCACCUCCUGGAGCACCAGACCAGCAUUCUGGACUUAAAAGCAAGAAACCCAUUCAGACCAAGUUCAGGAUGCCUUUGUUAAACUGGCAGGCUUUAAAACCCAACCAGGUUACAGGCACAGUCUUCAACGAGCUGGACGAUGAGCAGAUCUUAGGGGAGUUGAACAUGGAGAUUUUUGAGGAGCAGUUCAAGACUAGAGCUCAGGGUAAUUCAGUAGAUAUGUCAAAGGUCAAGAAAAAGAAUGUCCAAAAGGCCCCCACCAAGACAUCCUUGAUUGAUGCCAACAAGGCCAAGAAUCUGGCAAUUACUCUACGCAAGGGAGGAAUGAGCCCAUCUGCUAUCUGUACAGCUAUUAAGACGUAUGACCAGCAGUCGUUGUCCAUAGACUUCUUGGAACUGCUUGAACCCUUCAUACCAUCAGACUUUGAGAUGAAGCUUCUGGCUAACUAUGAGAAAGAAGGCCGUCCGCUGGAGGAGCUGACUGACGAAGACCAGUUUAUUUUACACUUUGGAAAGAUUCCUCGUCUCAACCAGCGAAUAAACACUCUCACCUUCAUGGGCAACUUCCCAGACACAGUCAAACGCCUGCAGCCGCAACUGAACUCUAUCAUUGCUGCGUCCAUGUCUAUCAAGUCCUCAGUCAAACUGAAAAAGAUCUUAGAAAUUGUUCUUGCCUUUGGUAACUAUAUGAACAGCAGUAAAAGAGGUGCAGCUUACGGUUUCAGGCUACAGAGUCUGGACCUUCUGUUGGAGACUAAAUCCACUGACCGCACACAGACUCUACUUCAGUUCAUCACCAACAUCAUUCAGGAUAAAUACUCUGAUUUGGCCAACUUCCACACUGACCUUCACUUCGUAGACAAAGCAGCUCUUGUAUCCCUGGACAGCAUUCUGCAAGACAUCCGCUCAUUAGAGAGAGGAAUGGAGAUGACCAAGAAGGAGUUUCUGGUGCAGGAUGACUGCCCUGUGCUGAAGGAAUUCAUCAAAACAAACAGCGAGCAGCUUGAAACUUUGAUCAAAGACAGCAAGACAGCACAGGAAGCUUAUGCUGCUGUGGUGGAGUAUUUCGGAGAGAACCCCAAAACCACUCAGCCUUCCAUGUUUUUCCCCUUGUUUUGGCGCUUCAUUAAAGCCUAUAAGACAGCACAGCAAGAGAUUGAGCAGAAGAAGAAGACUGAAAGCGAGAGCCAUGAGGUAAAAGAGUCACCGUCUCCAAAUAAGCCUGGAGUGCAAAAGGGCCCCAUGAUGCCUAAGAUGCCUCAGAUGGACCUGAUCGCAGAGCUGAAGAAGAGGCAGGUGAAACCUCCAGUACGUGAGGGGAAGGAUGGUGCUCUAGAAGACAUCAUUACAGAUUUGAGGAACACACCAUACAGGCGGACAGAUGGUCGCCGGCCAGCACAACGCCAGGACACUUAAACCACUUCUGGUCGAGAAUUUUUCCUACAAAUGUAACUGGAAUCACAAUCAAACAUACACACAAAUUAAAAAGCUAUAAAAUGUGCUGUACAUACAACAUAUAAAAGCAUAGUGUGGAAUAAUAUUUUAGUAUAAACUUACACUGUAAAUAAAGUGGAGAGACUUCUUAAACAAAAUACAGUUCACUAUUUUGAUUCCAAAUAUUAGCAAUGUAUUUCUGUGGUACCUCAAUGGGUUUGUAUGUUCCAGCUAUUAUUGUUAUUAUUAUUAUUAUUAUUAUACAUUUGCCAAUUAAAUAAGGAAAAAGAA